Rotaria sp. Silwood2 is the source of this 1554-nucleotide messenger RNA. The record is from the annotation of a GenBank genome assembly. Lineage: Eukaryota; Metazoa; Rotifera; Eurotatoria; Philodinida; Philodinidae.
AUGGAACAAUCAUCAUCAGCAGGUCCUGUACAAAUUGUAUCAAUAACAGACGAUCAUAAAUUUGUACUUGAUGAAAAAAAAUUAAAAGAAAUUUUAUAUCAUAAACGAGCACAAGGCAGAAAAAUUUCACUUGUUUCUAUAGCUGGAGAUUUUCGUAAAGGAAAAUCAUUUAUGCUUGAUUUUUUUCUUCGUUAUUUACGAGCAAAGAAUCAGAAAGAUUGGAUAGGUAAAGAUAAUGAACCAUUAAAAGGAUUCGAUUGGCGUGGAGGUGCUGGUCGUCAUACAACUGGAAUGAUUAUGUGGAGUGAACCAUUUCUUAUGUCAUUGUCAAAUGGUGAAGAAAUUGCAGUUCUUCUUAUGGAUACUCAAGGAACAUUUGAUUCAAAUUCAACUGUAUUUGAAAAUGCAUUUAUAUUUGCCUUAACAUUACUUGUUAGUAGUGUAACUGUUUAUAAUAUUAUGCAUAAUUUACAAGAAGAUAAUUUACAACAUCUAUCAUUUUUUGCUGAAUAUGGAGUUUUAGCAAUAGAUGCUUAUCAUACAUCACCAUUUCAGCAAUUGACAUUUUUGGUACGUGAUUGGCAAUUUGAAUAUGAAACAUCAUAUGGUUUUGAAGGUGGAGAAGAAAUAUUAACAAAGCGUUUACAAAUUCGACCAAAUCAACAUCAUGACCUUGAACUUGUACGUUCUCGGUUACGUCAAUGUUUUCGUAAAGUAAAUUGUUUUCUAAUGCCACAUCCUGGUCUUAAAGUUACAAAUCGACGUGAUUUUGAUGGCAGAUUAGAAGAUAUUGAAAAAGAUUUUAAAACACAAUUACAAGGAUUUAUACCUGAACUUUUUCGAUUGGAUAAUACAAAUUUUGUUAAAGAAAUUAAUGGAGAACAAAUAACAUCUACACAAUUAUUUGAGUAUUUUCGAACAUAUUGUGCUGUAUUCGCUUCAGGAGAUUUACCAUCGCCGAAAGCUAUGCUCGAAGCUACAGCUGAAGCAAAUAAUUUAGCCGCUAAAGCUGUAUCAAAAGAAUUUUAUAUGCGUGCAAUGGAACAGCAUUGUGGUGGUGAUCGACCAUAUAUACAUCCAAAUCAAUUAGAUGUUCUUCAUAAAGAAGUUCGACGACAAUCAAUUGAGAAAUUUCGUUGUGCACGUAAAAUGGGUGGUGAAGAAAUGUCACAAAAUUAUCAACAAGAUUUAGAUAAUGAAAUAACAGAACUUUAUCUUAAUUUUAAAAAACAUAAUGAUUCAAAGAAUGUCUUUGCAUUCAGUCGUACACCAACAACAUUUAUAUCAUCAAUGAUUUUAUGUUAUUUAAUAGCUGGUAUACUAGAUACAAUAUGGCUUGGAGGAAUUAAUUUUAUAUUUAUGUUUGCAUUUUGGGUUUGUUUUGUAUUAUUAUUUGUAUGGUUAUAUACAAAAUAUUCAGGAGAAUAUGCUGAAAUUGGAGAAUAUAUUGAUUAUUUUGCUGAUGUUAUAUGGAAUAAUGGGUUUCAACCUGUUUAUUCACGAUGUUUACGCUCAGCAAUGCGUUCUGUACUUGGACAUACGAAAGUUGAAUAA